UGUGUCUCUGCAGAGCUGAGGACCCCGUGUGUCUGGUCAGCCCAGCCUGGAUGCAAAGGAGGACGCGGGCGGCGCAGUGAGCAAGGCCUGGUGGCUGCAGCAGUUCAGACCCAGCGUUGCCCAUGGAGCUGCAGGCCGAGGGGGCCCCUCCCCAUACGCGCCGGCCAGGCUUGGAGAGGCCAGAGGCCUAGGCCCACAGGGCAGGGGGUUGGCAGACAGAUGCUCCCCAGGCCGUGGAGUCUCUUGAGUCGGCUGCCGGGUGGGGGUGCCAAGGGAGGAGGAUGCCGGCCAAGGGGCGCUACUUCCUCAACGAGGGUGAGGCGGGCCCGGACCAGGAUGCGCUCUACGAGAAGUACCGCCUCACCAGCCAGCACGGGCCCCUGCUGCUCACCCUCCUGGUGGUGGCUGUCGUCGCCUGCAUCGCUCUCAUCGUCAUCGUUUUCAGCCAGGGGGACCCCUCCGGGCACCAGGCUGUCCUGGGGACGGCAUUCUUCACGCUCGCCGUGUUCGUGGCUCUCUACGUGCUGGUGUAUGUCGAGUGCCUCGUCCGGCGGUGGCUCAGGGCCUCAGCACUGCUCAUCUGGGCCUGCCUUGUGACGCUGGGCUACGUGUUGGUGUUCGACGCCCAGAGCAAGGGGGCCUGCGCGUGGGAGCAGGUGCCCUUCUUCCUGUUCGUCGUCUUCGUGGUGUACACGCUGCUGCCCUUCAGCAUGCAGGGAGCUGUCGUGGUGGGGGUUGUCUCCAGCACCUCCCACCUCCUGGUGCUCGGCGCUGUCAUGGGGGCCUUCACGAAGCCCAGCGUCAGCCUGGGGCUGCAGCUGCUGGCUGAUGCUGUCGUCUUCCUGUGCGUGAACCUCACGGGCGCCUUCCACAAGUACCAGAUGCAGGACGCCUCCCGUGACCUCUUCACCUACACCGUGAAGUGCAUCCAGAUCCGUCGUAAGCUGCGCAUCGAGAAGCGCCAGCAGGAGAACCUGCUGCUGUCGGUGCUGCCGGCCCACAUCUCCAUGGGCAUGAAGCUAGCCAUCAUCGAGAGGCUCAAGGAGCGUGGGGACCGCCGCUACAUGCCCGACAACAACUUCCACAGCCUCUACGUCAAGCGGCACCAGAACGUCAGCAUCCUCUACGCUGAUAUCGUGGGCUUCACGCAGCUGGCCAGCGACUGUUCCCCCAAAGAGUUGGUGGUGGUGCUGAACGAGCUCUUUGGCAAGUUCGACCAGAUCGCCAAGGCCAACGAGUGUAUGCGGAUCAAGAUCCUGGGCGACUGCUACUACUGUGUGUCGGGCCUGCCCGUGUCCCUGCCUACCCACGCCCGGAACUGCGUGAAGAUGGGGCUGGACAUGUGUGAGGCCAUCAAGCAGGUGCGGGAGGCCACGGGCGUGGACAUCAGCAUGCGUGUGGGCAUACACUCUGGGAACGUGCUGUGUGGGGUCAUCGGGCUGCGCAAGUGGCAGUACGACGUGUGGUCUCACGACGUGUCCCUGGCCAACCGGAUGGAGGCGGCUGGAGUCCCCGGCCGCGUGCACAUCACAGAGGCCACGCUGAAGCACCUGGAUAAGGCGUACGAGGUGGAAGACGGGCACGGGCAGCAGCGAGACCCCUACCUGAAAGAGAUGAACAUCCGCACCUACCUGGUCAUCGACCCCCGGAGCCAGCAGCCGCCCCCGCCCAGCCACCACCUCCCCAAGCCCAAGGGGGAUGCGGCCCUGAAGAUGCGCGCGUCCGUGCGCAUGACCCGCUACCUGGAGUCCUGGGGGGCGGCGCGCCCCUUCGCGCACCUCAACCACCGCGAGAGCGUGAGCAGCAGUGAGACUCCGGUCCCCAACGGGCGGAGGCCCAAGGCCAUUCCCCUGCGGCGCCACCGGACCCCUGACAGAAGUACGUCCCCCAGGGGGCGGGCGGAGGACGACUCCUAUGAUGAUGAGAUGCUGUCAGCCAUCGAGGGGCUUAGCUCCACCAGGCCCUGCUGCUCCAAGUCCGACGACUUCUACACCUUUGGGUCCAUCUUCCUGGAGAAGGGCUUCGAGCAGGAGUACCGCCUGGCGCCCAUCCCCCGGGCCCGCCACUACUUCGCCUGUGCCGGCCUCAUCUUCAUCUGCAUCCUGCUCGUCCAUGUCCUGCUGAUGCCCAGGACGGCGGCUCUGGGUGUGUCCUUUGGGCUGGUGGCCUGUGUGCUGGGGCUGGUGCUCAGCCUGUGCUUUGCCGAUGAGCUCUUGAGGUGCUGCCCGGCCUGGGGGUCGCUCCGGGCCGUCUCCGAGCGGGUGGAGACGCAGCCCCUGCUGCGGUUGUCGCUGGCGGUGCUGACCAUUGGCAGCGUGCUCACCGUUGCCGUCGUCAACCUGCCGCUGAUGCCUCUCCCAGCCCUGGGGCUGCCUGCUGGGAACGAGACGAGCCCGAGGGCCGUGAGCAGCAGGGAGAGGACCCUGUGCGAGCUCCUCCCGUAUUACACUUGCAGCUGCAUCCUGGCCUUCGUCGCGUGCUCCGUGUUCCUGCGGAUGAGCCUGGAGCUGAAGAUCGUGCUGUUGACAGUGGCCCUGGUGGCCUACCUGGUGCUCUUCAACAUCUCCCCGUGCUGGCAGUGGGGCUGCUGUGGCCACAGCCUGGGCAACCUCACCAUGACCAACAGCACCCUCAGCUCCCCACUCUGCUCGUCAUGGGAUCUGAAGACGACGAUCAACUUCUCCCUGGUCCUGUUCUACACAACCCUCAUCAUGCUCUGCAGACAGAUUGACUAUUACUGCCGCUUGGAUUGUUUGUGGAAGAAGAAAUUCAAGAAGGAACAUGAGGAGUUUGAGACCAUGGAGAAUGUGAACCGCCUUCUUCUGGAGAACGUCCUGCCAGCCCACGUGGCUGCCCACUUCAUUGGUGACAAGUUAAAUGAGGACUGGUACCAUCAGUCGUACGACUGCGUCUGUGUCAUGUUCGCGUCCGUGCCAGACUUCAAGGUGUUCUACACGGAGUGCGAUGUCAACAAGGAGGGCCUGGAGUGCCUUCGCCUGCUCAACGAGAUCAUCGCCGACUUCGACGAGCUGCUGUUAAAGCCCAAGUUCAGCGGUGUGGAGAAGAUCAAGACCAUCGGCAGCACGUACAUGGCAGCUGCAGGGCUCAGCGUCCCCUCGGGGCACGACAACCAGGACCUGGAGCGGCAGCACGCCCACAUUGGCAUCAUGGUGGAGUUCAGCAUCGCCCUGAUGAGCAAGCUGGACGGCAUCAACAGGCACUCCUUCAACUCCUUCCGCCUCCGAGUGGGCAUAAACCACGGGCCUGUGAUUGCUGGAGUGAUUGGGGCACGAAAACCUCAGUAUGACAUCUGGGGAAACACAGUCAACGUUGCCAGCCGCAUGGAGAGCACUGGGGAACUCGGGAAAAUCCAGGUUACUGAAGAAACAAGUACCAUCCUCCAGGGCCUAGGUUAUUCUUGUGAGUGCCGCGGACUGAUCAACGUCAAAGGCAAAGGCGAACUGAGGACUUACUUUGUCUGCACAGACACUGCCAAGUUUCAAGGGCUGGGGCUGAACUGAGAGGGCUUUUGGUAGAUGCAGAACAUGCUGGAAGCCAGUUUCCCUCCCUGAAGCAAGCCAAGAGGAAGAGCAGCCCUACAGCAGUCUCAAAAGCAUCCCAAGGGUUUGGCCACCACCCUGACAGACGGCGGUGCCUGGCUUCCUUGGAUGGGCACUAGAGGAUUUCUCGGAACGUGCGCCAGAGCCUGGCUUGAGGCGACCACUGAGCCUUAGCGUGCACAGGUGGCCAGAACCUCCACACCAGCGGAAUCUACAGCACAGCCUCCAGCACAGCAGGAAAGGGCUCGUUUGUGGGCUUCAGACCCUCGUGCCCCUAGGUGCUGUGGAGGAGAUCGGAGAGCACUGACUUGAACACACAUUC
Molecule: messenger RNA, 3882 nt
Organism: Ceratotherium simum simum (southern white rhinoceros)
Lineage: Eukaryota; Metazoa; Chordata; Mammalia; Perissodactyla; Rhinocerotidae
Gene: ADCY7
Product: adenylate cyclase 7
Biological process (GO): adenylate cyclase-activating G protein-coupled receptor signaling pathway; adenylate cyclase-inhibiting G protein-coupled receptor signaling pathway; cAMP biosynthetic process
Cellular component (GO): plasma membrane
Molecular function (GO): adenylate cyclase activity
Source: RefSeq, a predicted model, not a curated record